AUGGAUUGGAAGCCAAAGAUUUACAAAUUGGAUAUGGAAAAAACAAAGAUGUCACUCUAUAGGGUUUUGAAUGUCAGCACUUUGAGAAGACAACGAUUUGGACUUCUGAUGCUUAUUUUACAAGACCAUCCGUGCAAAUGCUUGAAGACACUCAGAGAGAGCUUCUUUGUGUGUUUUUUCCUAAAGAAGGUUAAAUCGAGAUUUAACAAACUUGCUUAUAAUGUCUUUUCGACACCCUCCAAGAGUGGAUACACAUUACAGACAAUCAGUGAAAUUCAACUGUUGGUGGCAUCUUGAUGUCUGGGUCUACUACUUGACAGCAUGUAACUUGAGGUUGAUGACAUUUCUUUUCUUGGG
Lactuca virosa is the source of this 357-nucleotide messenger RNA. NCBI's taxonomy places the organism in Eukaryota, Viridiplantae, Streptophyta, Magnoliopsida, Asterales, Asteraceae. The record is from the annotation of a GenBank genome assembly.